AUGGUGGAAAUCCUAAAAGAUAUUUAUUCCAACUCCACCACCGCGUUUAUGACCUCUAGCGGUAUCUCGGAUCCCAGGCCUGUGGAGACGGGGGUCAGACAGGGAUGCCCCCUGAGUGGGUUGAUUUUUAACAUCACUAUUGACUUCUUGAUCCGCGAGACUCAGGAGAAUGGGCCUACCCAUAACAUCUUGGCCUACGCCGACGACCUAGUCCUCGUGGCUGGGUCGCACAUCGACCUCCAGGAAAGCUUGGACAAGGUGUGCGACUUGGCUUCGAGGGUGGGUCUGAGGUUUAAUCCCGGGAAGUGCUUUUCGCUUCACCUAGGGACGUCGGCCAGGGUGGGAGCACGGGACACUACGUUCUAUCUGGACGGGUCCCCGAUCCCUACCCUUAUGGACGGCUCCCCGGGGACCUUCCUGGGACGGCCGGUGGGCUCAUACGUCCCCAAAGACACCCGUUUCCUAGAGGAACUCAAAAAUCGGGCCUCUAAAAUCCUUGAGGCCAAACUUGCCCCCUGGCAGCGGCUUGACGCAUUGAAAACCUUUUUCUUUCCAUCGUUGAAUUUCUUAAUGCGUACAAGCCAGUUUGCCAAGUCUGACUGGGCCGAGCUUGACAAACACAUAAGACCUUUGAUUAAAAAGACUCUAAAUAUCCCGAAGAACGCUGCGAACGAAUACUUUCUUGGUCCCUCCGAGCGCGGCCUCUUCGGGAUCCCAGUCUCGGCUGAGGAUUCUGACAUAUCUCAUAUUGACUCCGCUUUUAAACUCCUAACUUCAAAAGACCCAAUUGUUAAGGAGCUGGCGUGGGACGAAGUCAAAAAAGCGGCUCACCACAGAUUCCCAUCCAACGACCACCUGGACAGUAUUUCAAAAUUGUUAAGUGGUGAGCCCGCAAAUUUAACAAGCAACAAAAUCUCUUCUAACUGGACUCGUGCUCGCGCUGCGUCGACCAGGCUGCAUGUCAAGUGGAAUAUCUCUGAAUCCGGCGACGUUAGCAUCACCGUGGGAGAUAAAACCAUCUUCCAAAGGAGGGCCAUCUUUAAAACUCUAAGAUCUGCAUUCAAAAAAGCCCGAGCAGAUGGCCUAAAAGCUCACCCACAUCAGGGCAAAACGUUCGAGUGUUUCGGUGCCUCCAAGGCCAGUAGUCACUUUAACUCGAACGGGGGGUACACAAGAUUUGCCGAUUGGCGGUUUGUGCACCGCGCAAGACUCGGGCUUGUACCCCUUAAUGCCUAUAGGCAUGGCCCUGGCCCCAUUGACAAAAGAUGCCGCAAAUGCGGCCACGAUGAGACCCUCCCCCACGUGCUUUGUCAUUGCAUGACUUACAGUGCCAGCUACCAGAGGCGGCAUAACCAAAUCGUUGAUCGCAUCAAGAAAGCCGCUCUGGGACGCUGGUCUGUUGUGGGGGAGAACCAGGCUCUUGACGACUCUGGGCUCCGUCCCGACCUCGUCCUGGAAAAAGGGGACGCAGCAAUUAUCAUCGAUGUGACUGUCCCCUUUGAAAAAAACAUCUCUUCAUUCCAGGACGCGAGGGAAAAUAAAAUAAGAAAAUAUACCCCACUGGCCGAGACCUUGAAAAACCUUAAGAAAUACAAGUCGGUCACGGUCGACGCCAUCGUAGUGGGGUCCCUCGGGUCGUGGGACAAAGAUAAUGACAAAACUGUGCGACGGCUGUGCUUGAGUAGGUAUGCCCAUAUCAUGCGUAAACUGAUCGUCAGCGAUACCAUCAGAACAUCCAGGGAUAUCUACAUCGAGCACAUAUCUGGCAGGCCCCAGCAGCCAUGGAUCUACAGGAAUCCAAAUAACAACUAG
Molecule: messenger RNA, 1812 nt
Organism: Uloborus diversus
Lineage: Eukaryota; Metazoa; Arthropoda; Arachnida; Araneae; Uloboridae
Exons: 1
Coding region: 1-1812 (603 amino acids)
Source: RefSeq, a predicted model, not a curated record